Molecule: messenger RNA, 4769 nt
Organism: Closterium sp. NIES-67
Lineage: Eukaryota; Viridiplantae; Streptophyta; Zygnematophyceae; Desmidiales; Closteriaceae
Source: the annotation of a GenBank genome assembly
UGCCAUAGCUCAUUUUCUGCGCCCUGCACUGCUGUGUCAUGUCAUCCUCGAACGAUGCUCCUCCUCACUCAGAUGCUCCAAAGGGAAGCCAUUUCUUCGCCUCCCUCGUCACUCCAGUCAUGCAUCGCGUCGCGACACGCAAAGACGAAACUGAACGCGCAACUGCGUGCCCUGCGCCUUCUCUCAUUUCUGCGCCCUUUUCGCCGUCACGCACUGCGUGGGCGGAAAUUGCGGCGGGCGAGAAGAGCAGUCGCGUCGCGUGGCGCGCAGAAAUCCUCCCCCCAGCCGCACAUCCAAUACGCUCGCUCGCCCGCUCCAGUGCCGCAACUGAGGUCGGGCAUUGCUCAGACAGGUGGCGCUGGGAAGGGUUAUCCUAACAAGGUCAUCGACUCAUCCCGUGCAGGGAAAGCGCAUCUAUGCACGGCUGUAUGUACGUAGGCGGCUGUACAGCGUACAUUCUUCCACCUGCUGCUGCGCCUGGCUGCCGAUGCGGCGGAGUGGCCCCCACAUACACAGGGCUCAUCUCAGCCCAGUCUUGUCCAGUCAGGAAAGAGAGCGCGCUGCCGGAAUAAGUUGUGAUCCACGUGGCAAAUGAUUCUUUUCCAAGGAGAUGGCUGUCCGAUUUCUAGGCAGACUUGGCGGCUGGAGCAGGCAGGCCUCCUCAAAGCUUUAUUCAAAAGCUACGUGCUUGUCCUCCUCGCAGGCAUCAGCAGCAUGAUGCUUCAAACCAUAAAUGUAUUUUUUCUUUUUUUUCUUCACGGACGUUCUGCCCUCUUUCUCAUCUCACCCGCCCUCCCGCCCGUGGGCAGCGCCCUUACACUUACUGAUCCAGUGCCCACUUUUCAGCCAUGGCUGCCCUUCCGGCCGCUGCCGAUCGGAAUGGUGGCUCGUCUUCACCGCUUUGGCUCGCAUGACGCGCGUGCUCGCACAGUGCUCGCACAGUGUUCCAGCAGUCGAGCCAAGGCGACAGGGUUGGACUUUCCCCCCCCAUCUCGUCCCAGCUUCUCGUCCGUUGAACCCCAGGUUAGGAGCGCUUCAUCCGCCCUCCGCCCGCCGCCCUCCGCCUUAUAGUCCUCUCUCCAGGUCUCGCUCUCGCUCUCUGCUCACCUACAAGAAGCGCGCAUUCGUCGCAUCCCUUCAUUGUUGAACGAUUAUCGACGCCUGCUCCAGUUUGGAAUGCUACUUGGGUAUUCUCGUAUACCACUCGAUCACCAUCUGCUAACCCGAUGUUGGUACGGCGGCGCCAGUAGCGCGACCGCGCGAUCGACGAGCCGCUGCUGGUUAGGACGACAUUCCAUCACUGCGCUGAUUCCCCUAGUAAUGCUUCCCGCACACUCCUGCCAGUCAUCCGUGUCGCUGCUAGGGUCGCUGCCAGUCAUUCCUGUCGCGGAUCCUCGUUCGAUUUUCUCUCACCAUCGCUCCCUCGGGAGCGCCUGCUCCUAGGGUUGGCGUUCUGAUCUAACUAAAUUUAGACGAUGGAUUUCUUCGACACAGACCGAUUCAGCAUAAUCGCAUCCUCCCUCACCGAUUGGCUCCUGACUGAGAAUCUGGCUGCCGGCACGAAGACGGCCUCCGGGAUUGCCGUUGCGACGGCUGCUGCUGACCAAUCAGCUCCUAUUGAGAGACGUUAGUCUGUCAGUCCCCGUUACAAUCUUCACUAACAAACGGCUCCACCUGGACGGAAGGUUAUUUUGAAUUGGUUCGACUUGAAUCUGAUUGGUUGACAUCCGGAGGUGCGAAAUACGGCUCAGCUAGAACUGAGCGUCUUCUUGCUGAUAUGGCGGCUGCAGAUUCGUUGCCAGAUUCGCCUCAAUCCUCGGGCGGCGCAGCACGCCUGAAGAGCAGUCCGCAGGGACGGCAGCGGCUUUCCAUCAAGCCAGCUCACUUCAGCCCGGAGGCGCGGGUUCAAUUCUCAGCGCGGCUGAAAAGGCUCAUUGAAGGUGUGGCUGGGGCGGAGGGGACUACGGCUGGGCCAAUCAGCAAAAGCCAUAGCCCAGGCUGCAGUGGCGGGAAACCUUCUCCAAGAGGCGGUGUGACUAUAUUAAAGGGGACGUUACAGGAGAAGCAGGGCAGUGACACGGAUGCAGGAAAUGACGUCAGCAGCCAUCAUGUCCUCUUGGACAAGAAACCUUCUGUGGGGGCGACGGGGGACUGUAAGACAGCGACGCCAUGUGACUGUAUCGAAAGGCAGAACUCAGGGGGUCUCAGCCUGAGCAACAUGGCCUUGCUGCGGUUCACACUCGCUCCUGCCUCUGCAGUCAACCCCCUUACUGUCACCCUCCCUGCUGUCACCCCCCUGACUGUCACUCCUCCUGGCAUCACAGCAGCACCAGCAAGCGACUCUGCGUUUACUGCUGCAUCCUCUGGGGCUUCCCCCUUCACCUCCUCCUCGUCCUCCUGCUCCAUCCCCCUACCCUCAGCUGCUCAGCCUAAAAGCGCCUGGGAUUCUGCCCUCGGUGCUGCUGCUCCUGAUGCUACUGCCACUGAUGCUGCCGUCCUGUCUUCUCCCACUGCACACGUGGCUGCUCCUGACUUUAUGCAAGACAACUCGGACCCUAUUGGCGAUUUCAUCCCCACCCCUGGCAUGGAGGAGUGUGCUGCUGCUGCCGAGGGCGCUGGGAGGAUGGAGGAGGAGGCUAGUCUUCCUUCUCCCCCUACUCGUUCUCCGCUCAUCCCCUCGUCUCUGCCUUCUCCUGCCUCUCCAUCCCGCCUGGCCCUCCACCGUACACCACUCCUUAGGAUACCUGACCUCAGCCUUCUAACCGCACGUGCCACCUCCACUCAAGGUGCUGCUGUUUCGGCCCCUGCUGCUCCCUUUAUCUCUGCCCCUGCUCCUGCUCCUUCCCCUACCUCUGCCUCUGCUCCUGCCCCUCGGUGUGACAAUAACGAGGUGCUGAUGGUCCCGGAGGACGACGGCUUCAUGUGGCGCAAGUACGGGCAGAAAUUCAUCCGAGGCUGCGGGCGGCCCAGGCUGUAUUUCCGGUGCGGGCAGCCGGGCUGCCCGGCGAGGAAAACCGAGGAGCGGGCGGCGGAUGGGAAGGUUUUGGAGCGGACGUACCUGGGGCUUCACACUCAUGAGGCUCCGGCUGCUGUGAGUGGCGAGCUGAACCGACAGGUGGGGGAGAUGUGCCGGCGGCUCGACAUGCUGGGAGAGGAGCAGAAAGAGGAGAUGCAGGGAGAGGGCCAGCAGCAGUUGAUGAUGGUGGUGGAAGAGAAGCAGGCUCAGCAGGGAAAGGAUGAGGAGAAGCGGCAGCAGCAGCAGCAGCAGCAGAAACCGUUGGAGUGGCAGCAGCACCUGGAGUCAGGAGUGUAUGGAACCAGCAGCAAGCUCCAAGGCCUCUUUGACCUCUCCCUCUUCGAUUCCUUCCAGAGUGACUACAACGAGUGUGAUGGGAGCAGCAACAGCAGCGGUAGCAACAGCUGCUCGUUGUCUGGUGGAGAGCUAUCUGGGGAAGGCAUAUCUCAGGGAGGUGUAUCUGGCGCAGGUGUAUCUCACGGGGGCCUCGCCUGGGCGGUGACUGAUAAAGCAUGGGGAGGGGUAGCUACAGGUGACUGUAACGAGGGGCAGCUCAGCAGCCCCAGCUGCUCGCUUGCUAUGAUCGAGUCACUACUGAUGAGUGAUAAUGAGGCCAGCAAUAACGAGUACAGGUGGAGGGAAGGAGGGACAACGGAGGUCAAAAGCAUGUCAAACGACGAAGUGACUGCAGGCAAUAUGACAAUAACGAAUGGGGCAUUGGCUGUGGGCAUGGAUGCGCUUCUCAAGUUGCCGCAACCACGCCCACAUCCAACGCACUGUUCACCCGUGAACUGUUCAUCACAUGGCUGCCGCCCAGCAUGUCCAGUUGGCAGCAGCGGAUUGGUUCUUCCAGCAGAUUUCAAGAGGAAGGGGUCCCCUUGUGGAGAAGGCGGAGGAGAGGAGGAGGCUUUGGACGUGUGUGCAUGCUGCAAGCACGGGGAGCGAAACUCAGUCAAGCAGCAGCGCACAGCUUCUGGUACGACCAGCCCUUCUCAGGCAGCAGCCGCACGCGCAUGGGCAGCUGCACCCUCCCCUCCAGGCGUUGCUCCAGGCGCUCCUUCAGGUGUUUAUUCAGGUGCUGCAUCAGGCAGCCCCUCAGCUGUGCGCAUGGUGUGCGCUCACCAAGUGAUGGAGGAGCCAAAGCUGGUGGUGGCUGUGCGCAGUGACGUCGAUGUAGUGGACGAUGGUUACCACUGGCGGAAAUACGGACACAAGCUGGUCGGGGGUAACACCUUCCCCAGGAGCUAUUAUCGAUGCACCAGCGGGAACUGCAAAGUGCGCAAGCAGGUGGAGCGCUCCAAGCAAGACCCGUCCAUGGUGGUAACUACCUAUGAAGGCCGGCACAACCACUGCGCACCUGGACCCAUUCUCUGCCUCCCCCAGUCACUGUAGCUGGCAGCGUUACAUCGGCUUCUAGCUGUCUCUGGCCUAGCCCUAUCAUGGGCCAUGGCCUGCUUGUUGUGUGGGAGGUUCCCUUUUCUUUCUUGCAUGCUUUCCUUUCCUGCAGGUUGUUCCAAGCGCCAACGCAAGGCCUGCAACACAAUCGUUGGACUUGGUGUUUCGGGCCUUGCGGUGGCACAUGGAACCACCGUACGUAGUAUGGAUUCACAUAGGCAGUUGGAGUUGAGGUGGUUUAGAUGGUCCUUGUAAUUUAUCAGCCAAGAACCGAGCCCAGAACAUGGACUGCAUCAAAGCAUGGAGGUUGGAUGUUCUGGUUUCGCUUCUUGGUUCUUAAUAAAGUCAGGCUUGAUUG